GCAUGCAGCUCCUAUGAGGCCCCUGCCGCCGGUCGGCGAUGUCCGGCUGGAGCUGUCUUCUCCGCCGCCGCCGCUGCCGCUGCCGGCUGUGAGCGGGUCUCCAGUCACCUCGUCCGGUCGUCUCAUGGCCUCUAGCAGCUCCCUGGUGCCCGACCGGCUGCGCCUGCCACUCUGCUUCCUGGGAGUCUUUGUCUGCUAUUUCUACUAUGGGAUACUGCAGGAAAAGAUAACAAGAGGAAAGUAUGGAGAGGGAGCCAAGCAGGAGACGUUCACCUUUGCCUUAACUUUGGUCUUCAUCCAAUGUGUGAUCAAUGCUGUGUUUGCCAAGAUCUUGAUCCAGUUUUUUGACACUGCCAGGGUGGAUCGUACUCGGAGCUGGCUCUAUGCUGCCUGUUCUAUCUCCUAUGUGGGUGCCAUGGUCUCCAGCAACUCAGCACUACAGUUUGUCAACUACCCAACUCAGGUCCUUGGUAAAUCCUGCAAGCCAAUCCCAGUCAUGCUCCUUGGGGUGACCCUCUUGAGGAAGAAAUACCCACUGGCCAAGUACUUGUGUGUGUUGCUAAUUGUGGCUGGAGUGGCCCUUUUCAUGUACAAACCCAAGAAAGUAGUUGGGAUGGAAGAACACACAGUCGGCUAUGGAGAGCUGCUCCUGCUGUUGUCUCUGACCCUGGAUGGACUAACAGGUGUUUCCCAGGACCACAUGCGGGCUCAUUACCAAACAGGCUCCAACCACAUGAUGUUGAACGUCAACCUUUGGUCAACAUUGCUGCUGGGAGCCGGGAUCCUGUUCACUGGGGAGUUCUGGGAGUUCUUGAGCUUUGCUGAGAGGUACCCUUCCAUCAGCUAUAACAUCCUGCUCUUCGGCCUGACUAGUGCCCUGGGUCAGAGCUUCAUCUUCAUGACGGUCGUGUAUUUUGGUCCCCUGACCUGCUCCAUCAUCACCACAACUCGAAAGUUCUUCACCAUCUUGGCCUCUGUGAUCCUCUUCGCCAACCCCAUCAGCUCCAUGCAGUGGGUGGGCACGGUGCUUGUGUUUCUGGGUCUUGGUCUUGACGCCAAGUUUGGGAAAGGAACCAAGAAGACAUCCCACUAGGAAGAGAGAGACUACCUCCACGUCGAGAAUAUUUAAGUUAUUAUCUCAAACAGUGACAUCUCUUGGGAAAAGGGACUUCUUAGGAGUAAGGAUCUGAGUUCCAAUCUUUUUUAAAAAACAAAAACAAAACAAAA
Molecule: messenger RNA, 1227 nt
Organism: Propithecus coquereli (Coquerel's sifaka)
Lineage: Eukaryota; Metazoa; Chordata; Mammalia; Primates; Indriidae
Gene: SLC35B1
Product: solute carrier family 35, member B1
Exons: 9
Coding region: 14-1093 (359 amino acids)
Biological process (GO): UDP-galactose transmembrane transport
Cellular component (GO): Golgi membrane; endoplasmic reticulum membrane
Molecular function (GO): UDP-galactose transmembrane transporter activity; UDP-glucose transmembrane transporter activity
Source: RefSeq, a predicted model, not a curated record